AGAGGGCGAGCGGGAGAGCGAGUGAGCUCCCGCAUUCGAACCUCCCUCGCAAAGGCUCUUUCCGCCCCACAAUGCACCGCGGCGGGCAGCCUUUGAAAAAGCGGCGCGGCUCAUUCAAGAUGGCGGAGCUCGACCAGUUGCCUGAUGAGAGUUCUUCAGCAAAAGCACUUGUUAGUUUAAAAGAGGGAAGCUUAUCCAGUACAUGGAAUGAAAAAUACAGUUCCUUACAGAAAACACCUGUUUGGAAAGGGAAGAAUACAGCCUCUUCAGUGGAAAUGCCCUUCAGAAAUUCAAAACGAAGCCGUCUUUUUUGUGAAGAUGAUGACAGACAAUUAAAUACAAGGUCCCCUAAAAGAAACCAGAGAGUUGCAAUGGUUCCACAGAAAUUCACAGCAACAAUGUCAACACCAGACAAGAAAGCUUCACAGAAGAUUGGCUUCCGUCUACGUAACCUUCUCAAACUUCCUAAAGCGCACAAGUGGUGUAUAUAUGAAUGGUUCUAUUCAAAUAUAGAUAAACCGCUAUUUGAAGGAGAUAAUGACUUUUGUGUCUGUCUGAAAGAAUCUUUUCCUAAUCUGAAGACCCGAAAGCUAACAAGAGUGGAAUGGGGAAAAAUUAGACGACUAAUGGGAAAACCACGGAGGUGUUCUUCUGCAUUUUUUGAGGAGGAACGAGCAGCAUUAAAGCAGAAACGGCAAAAAAUUCGGCUCCUACAACAAAGGAAGGUUGCAGAUGUGUCCCAGUUUAAAGAUCUUCCAGAUGAGAUUCCUCUCCCCUUGGUUAUUGGGACAAAAGUCACAGCACGAUUGCGUGGUGUUCAUGACGGCCUCUUUACUGGACAGAUAGAUGCUGUAGACACACUUAAUGCUACUUAUAGAGUUACAUUUGAUAGAGCAGGACUUGGAACCCAUACUGUCCCUGAUUAUGAAGUUCUGAGUAAUGAGCCUCAUGAAACAAUGCCAAUUGCAGCCUUUGGACAAAAACAACGACCUUCUCGAUUUUUCAUGACUCCACCACGGUUACAUUACACUCCUCCUCUCCAAUCACCCAUUACGGAUAAUGAUCCUUUAUUAGGACAGUCACCAUGGAGAAGCAAACUUCCAGGUUCAGAUACUGAAACAUUAGGUGGUUUUCCCGUGGAAUUCCUUAUCCAAGUAACUAGAUUAUCAAAAAUUCUUAUGAUUAAGAAAGAGCACAUCAAGAAAUUAAGGGAAAUGAACACAGAAGCAGAAAAAUUGAAAUCCUAUUCCAUGCCCAUCAGCAUUGAAUUUCAGAGGAGAUAUGCAACUAUUGUUCUAGAUCUUGAACAGCUGAACAAGGACCUAAAUAAAGUUUUACAUAAAGUUCAGCAGUACUGUUAUGAGCUUGCUCCAGACCAAGGACUCCAACCUGCAGAUCAGCCAACAGAUAUGAGACGCAGAUGUGAAGAGGAAGCACAGGAAAUUGUUAGGCAUGCAAAUGCAUCCACAGGGCAACCCUGUGUUGAAAAUGAAAAUCUUACUGAAUUGAUUUCUAGACUUACAGCAAUAUUAUUACAGAUCAAGUGUCUAGCAGAAGGAGGUGACCUGAAUUCCUUUGAAUUCAAAUCACUUACAGAUUCACUAAAUGACAUUAAAAGUUCAAUAGAUGCUUCUAAUAUCAGUUGUUUUCAGAAUAAUGUUGAGAUCCAUGUUGCACAUAUUCAGAGUGGCCUGAGUCAGAUGGGAAACUUACAUGCCUUUGCAGCUAAUAACACCAACAGAGACUGAGAAGAAAGUUUAAUUAUUCCAAAUGUACAAGACAUAGUUUUGGAAAAUCUCGCUCCAUAUACAGGCUUUCAACACCAAAUAACCUAUCUGCUGGUAAACAAGAAAAAAGAUUCUCCAAAAAAAGGCAUUUUUAAAAUACCAUGCUGCUUCAUAAACCAGCAUUACUGACCAGCAUUAUAUUUAUUUUGUUGUUUAUUUUACAAGUAUAGGAGCUUUGCUUAAGUUACGUAUGUUUAUUAGCAAGUUGUUUUAAACUGAAAAUGUCUGAAUAUAUUUUAAUAUAACUUCAACAAAGACUAUAUAAACCAUUUUAAAAAUAUGGACGAAUGUAAUACUACUCAUGCAGACAGCUCACAGUGGAAAAUGAGAAGAGAAUGGGUCUUGGUGCGAAUCAGUGGCUAAAUGGAUGGAAGUUGCUUCAUCUAGAAAACUACAACUUUAGUUGUUCUAGUUGAUUGCCAUAUCUCGGUCUUCAAAAGAUGAUAAAAUGAGGUGUGUGAAUUCCUAGUUUUAAGGAUGCCACUGGAAUAUGGAUGAAAAAUAUGGACUAUAAAAGUGGACAUGAUGUAUGCUUGAGAGUAUGCUAGAGUUCUGUAGAUCAGUUAAUAGCUUUUGAAAUAUGUUAAUUUAUCAUAAUUUAUGAAAGAAGCCUUUGUCUUUUAUCUGUUGAAGGAAAAUGAAGGAGCAGAAAAAACAUACUGCAGAGUGCUAAGUUCCAACGAAUGGAUUUGGCAUGUCUUUUCCCCUCAGUUCAGGGCAAAAGGUGCUUUUGUUUUGGAAUUUAUAAGAAUGACUGGUAACACACUAUUUUCAUAUUUUUGUUUGUUUGCACAACUUUUAAAUUUAGAUAACUGGUUAUAAUCUAAUAGUAUACAACUUAUAUAAAGACUUUUAUAAAGAAAACAAAAAUAACCAGUGCUAUGAAACAGAAGAAAAAAAAAGUUUUAAAAAAGGAAAAACCUGCCUAGGCUAUUCUGGAAUGUUAAUCUUGUAAAAAGUAUGUAUUUGAAUUUUCUUUUUGUUUAAUAUAGAGUAUUGUAAAGUUUCAGUGUAAUAAAUUUUUUUCCAGAUUUGGAAUUUAGGAAAUAGUUGUAGAAGUGGUUUUGAUUCUUUUAGAUGUCUCAUAAAAUGAGACUUUUUGUAUGUUAAUGUAUAAAGAAAAUUUAAACAAGGUUAUUUUCAAUUUGAAAAUUUUGUAUAGUUAAAAUAAAAUGCUUCUGUAUUCCUUGUUGGUAUGGUGCCACUGCAAAACUUUAGGGCAGAGUAUAUAUUUAGCUAAACUAUUCAGUUAAUUAAGAAAUCCAUAAAUCUUUUAUUCUCAGUGACAUUUGUAAUUAUAAAUAAAUUGACCUAAGAAAGUUGAUAUUUUUCUAAAAAUCUUAUUUAAUAAACAGAAUUACUCCCUGAAAUAGAAAAGGUUUGAAAUUGUGCAUUAACAAUAAAUAUUCCAGGGGGGCAAACCAUAGAAUGCAAGUCACUUAGAAAUAAGAAUUUAAUAGUGUUGAUUGUGGCUUAUUAUUUUUCAUAUAUUGGUGAAUAAGAUUCCCUGUGUUAUAUUUUAUAGCAAAAGCAAAUUAGUUACUGCCCUGGUACAUAGCUACAGACUGCCCACAUAUUUGUUAAAGUCUUCCUAAAAGUUUAUAAGCACAAUCGAAUAUUGUGGUUGAAUUAGAAGAGGAUAGUUCUUCCCUGUUUCCAAAAUAAUGAAACUGUUUUAAACAAACAAACCAAAAUAUCUGUCCAAAAGAGUGUUGUCCCCUUCAGCAUAGUUACAUUGAGAGGUUAUUUGUUGAAUUCCAGUAAUGUUAUGUUAUAAGUCCCUUUUAGCUUUGUCUUUAGAGCCAAUUAGCCACACAGAGGAAGUAAAACACCCAUUAUUUUGGGGUCACAUUUUGGUUUAACUCAAAAGAAGAUUGAUCAGUUUGAAAGUCAUUAGUUACCUAUUCAAGAUAAUAUAAAAAUCAUAUUUCCCUUCGAAGGAGAAAGAUUUGCCAUCAUUGAAGGUUUUCAAAAGAAUAUUCUGUAAACCCUACAGAUGAUUUCAAAGAGAACAUCAAGAAUGUUUUGAGCAGUGACAGUCUUUGAAAUGAGCACAUAGCCAUUAACAAAAACAAUGACAAAUUUAUUGAUAAUUCAAUAGGUACUUAGUCCUUCAAAAUACCCAAACAAACCUUACUAAGUCAAAGAUCACUCCUUUCAGGUACAUAUAUCUUGUAUUGUUUUUGUUUUGUCAUCAUGUUAAUUUUAUAGUCACACCCAGUACUGGCCAAUUAAGUUGGAAUUGCAGAAAAAUGUCAUUUCAUAUUUAAUAUGAUUUGAGGUCAAUUUUGAUUAUGUUUCAGAACUCUGAAUUUGCUGCUAAAUUCAAAGCAUUGUUGUCAUGUUUGAACUGUCCUAGAGUGAUAUCCAUUUUUUAAAAUUGCAUUGGAUUAUUGAAUUUCAACAGUUAAAUUUGCAUAAGAAUCAGAUACCCUUGAUUGUAUAUAUACAAGAUAAAACAUGACAGAAAUGAAUGUAAAAUCUUGCACUGGGAUUCAAAACAUAAACUGCCGAGACAUCACUAGACAGCAAUUGAUAUGAUAAAGAUCAAAAGAUUCUGGUGAACUUUUUAAUAUGAACAAAUGUUAACCCAAGCUUAAUGUGCAGAAUGAGGGAGAUGAUAACCAAAUGUGAUCUACUUUGAUCAGACCACAUCUAGACCAGUCUGUCUAGUCCUGUACCCACUUUUGAGGAAAGACAUUGAUAAACUGAAAUGUUGGGAUAUGUUACUUGAGUGCUUUAGGGAGGAUUUGGACUUCAAUUUGAGUGAAAUGCAAAUUCCUAAAAUGAAUUUUAGGGGGCAGGGUGAGGAGUGAAUAUGAUAGCUGUCUUCCAGUGAGAGUCACUUAGAAGACUAAAGUUAGUCGUUUUGUUUGGACCAGAUAUCAAUAAUACUAGAACCAAUGGAAAGAGUUUACAAGGAUGUGAAUUUAUUUCAGUGUUUAGGGGAAAGAUUCCUGUUAGUACUGUUCAAAAAUGCAAUAAUCUGCUUUAUAAGAUCGUAGAGGUCUAAUAGCAGAGAUAGAAUAAUAAAUAAUUUGUCAGAUAUAUUGUAUAAGGACUUUUCUACCUGAACACUAACUGAUUUCAGAGUCUUAUCACACUUUCCCAGUAGCAAUAUGACAUGUGUCUGGUUCCCUCCUAUAGCUUCUUAUGCUUAUAAUUUAAUAUGUGUGUUAAAGGCGAACUUUGAUAUACAGUUAGAUUUUAACAUUUUACUUUGUUAAAUUCUUUGUAUUUCAGAAACUCAAACAUAAACACAGGUUUCUAGUUUAUAAACAGCACUAUACUUAUAUCAAUAAUUAUUAAUUUGGGAGGACAAAAAUAUCUUUAUGAGGGCUUUCUUGAAAGAUGAAAUGCUUUUUUUUUUUAAAUAAAAUCUAUUCCCCAAAUUACCAAUCUGUUUUAUGUUAACAUUACUUUGUGUUAUUGUUAACAAUGUCCCCCGUCUCCAAUGCUGACAGCUGUACAUAUUAAAGAUUCUUUGGCAGAAACUCA
Molecule: messenger RNA, 5285 nt
Organism: Antechinus flavipes (yellow-footed antechinus)
Lineage: Eukaryota; Metazoa; Chordata; Mammalia; Dasyuromorphia; Dasyuridae
Gene: LIN9
Product: lin-9 DREAM MuvB core complex component
Exons: 15
Coding region: 72-1748 (558 amino acids)
Biological process (GO): DNA-templated transcription; regulation of cell cycle; regulation of transcription by RNA polymerase II
Cellular component (GO): transcription repressor complex; nucleoplasm
Molecular function (GO): DNA binding
Source: RefSeq, a predicted model, not a curated record